GUGAGCGGCUCGGGACAGGUGAGCGGUUGGCUCUGCUGUGGUGAAUGGGCGCUUAGGAGGACGGCCGUAGCCAAAGAUGCCGGGGCGAGUUUCCUUUUAGACCAUGGCCACAUAUCUGGAAUUCAUUCAGCAGAAUGAAGAACGAGAUGGUGUGCGUUUCAGUUGGAACGUGUGGCCUUCUAGCCGCCUUGAAGCCACAAGAAUGGUUGUUCCCUUGGCUUGUCUUCUCACUCCUUUAAAAGAACGCCCGGACUUACCUCCUGUACAAUAUGAACCUGUGCUUUGCAGUAGGCCCACCUGCAAAGCUAUUCUCAAUCCACUUUGUCAGGUGGAUUACCGAGCAAAACUUUGGGCCUGCAAUUUCUGUUUUCAAAGAAAUCAGUUUCCUCCAGCAUAUACAGGCAUAUCUGAGGUGAAUCAACCUGCUGAAUUGAUGCCCCAGUUUUCCACAAUUGAGUACAUGAUCCAGAGAGGUGCUCGGUCUCCUCUGAUCUUUCUCUAUGUGGUUGACACGUGUUUGGAGGAAGAUGACCUUCAAGCACUCAAAGAGUCCCUGCAGAUGUCUCUGAGUCUCCUUCCCCCAGAGGCCCUGGUUGGCCUUAUCACUUUUGGGAGGAUGGUGCAGGUUCACGAGCUAAGCUGUGAAGGAAUCUCCAAGAGCUAUGUCUUCCGAGGGACCAAGGAUUUGACGGCAAAGCAAAUACAGGAGAUGCUAGGCCUGAACAAAUCAGCUAUGCCUGUGCAGCAAGCCAGACCUGCUCAACCUCAGGAGCAGCCUUUUGUUUCCAGCAGAUUUCUACAGCCCAUUCACAAGAUUGACAUGAACCUCACAGAUCUUCUUGGGGAGCUGCAGAGGGACCCAUGGCCAGUAACUCAGGGGAAGAGACCACUGCGAUCCACUGGUGUUGCUUUGUCCAUUGCUGUUGGCUUGUUGGAGGGUACUUUCCCAAAUACUGGAGCCAGGAUCAUGCUGUUCACUGGCGGGCCUCCAACCCAAGGACCUGGCAUGGUGGUUGGAGAUGAAUUGAAGACUCCUAUUCGUUCCUGGCAUGAUAUUGAGAAAGAUAAUGCACGAUUCAUGAAAAAAGCAACCAAGCAUUAUGAGAUGCUUGCUAAUCGAACUGCUACAAAUGGUCACUGCAUUGAUAUUUAUGCUUGUGCCCUUGAUCAAACUGGACUUCUGGAGAUGAAGUGCUGUCCAAAUCUUACAGGAGGCCACAUGGUGAUGGGAGAUUCUUUCAACACUUCUCUUUUCAAGCAGACAUUCCAAAGAAUUUUUAGUAAAGACUUCAAUGGAGAUUUCAGAAUGGCGUUUGGUGCUACAUUGGAUGUAAAGACCUCUCGGGAACUGAAGAUUGCAGGAGCCAUUGGUCCAUGCGUGUCUCUGAAUGUGAAAGGACCAUGCGUGUCAGAAAAUGAGCUUGGUGUUGGUGGCACAAGUCAGUGGAAGAUCUGUGGCCUGGAUCCCUCAUCUACUCUUGGCAUCUACUUUGAAGUUGUCAAUCAGCACAAUGCUCCGAUUCCCCAGGGAGGCAGAGGUGCCAUCCAAUUUGUCACACAGUAUCAGCAUUCCAGCACUCAGAAGCGCAUCCGAGUCACCACCAUUGCCCGCAAUUGGGCAGAUGCACAGAGCCAGCUGAGGCACAUAGAAGCAGCAUUUGACCAGGAGGCUGCAGCAGUCUUGAUGGCACGGCUUGGAGUGUUCCGUGCAGAGUCAGAGGAGGGGCCUGAUGUGCUCCGGUGGCUGGAUCGACAACUCAUCAGACUGUGUCAGAAGUUUGGGCAGUAUAAUAAAGAAGACCCCACGUCUUUCAGAUUAUCAGACUCCUUUUCUCUGUAUCCUCAGUUCAUGUUCCAUCUGAGAAGAUCUCCAUUUCUUCAAGUGUUUAACAACAGUCCUGACGAGUCGUCCUAUUAUAGACACCAUUUUGCCCGGCAGGAUCUGACUCAGUCGCUCAUCAUGAUCCAGCCCAUUCUUUAUUCUUACUCCUUCCAUGGACCACCAGAGCCUGUACUCCUGGACAGCAGUAGCAUUCUAGCUGACAGAAUUCUGCUGAUGGAUACUUUCUUCCAAAUCGUCAUCUACCUUGGUGAGACCAUAGCCCAGUGGCGGAAGGCUGGAUACCAGGACAUGCCUGAGUAUGAAAACUUCAAGCACCUUCUGCAGGCACCACUGGAUGAUGCCCAAGAAAUCCUGCAAGCACGCUUCCCAAUGCCACGUUAUAUCAACACAGAGCAUGGUGGCAGUCAGGCUCGAUUUCUGUUGUCUAAAGUCAACCCAUCUCAGACACACAAUAACCUGUAUGCUUGGGGACAGGAAACUGGAGCGCCCAUCCUGACAGACGAUGUCAGCCUGCAGGUGUUCAUGGAUCACUUGAAGAAGCUGGCUGUGUCCAGCGCCUCCUAAGCUGGAAGCACAGCCUGGAAGUGGGAGACAGUGCUGGCAGAUUGUGCUCACAUUUGUUGAUAGUGUCCUAGCAACAGUCACCUUUCUGGGAGAUUCUAAUAAAUAACCCAAGGAAUUUUUUAUAUGUUUGUCUUCAGGUUAUAAUUUAUUUGUAUUCCUCUCUGCCUGUUUUCCUAUACAUGAAAUUAUAUGUCAUAAAUGUUCUGCUAAUUGUAGAUGUUUACUUACUUUUUGUACCUUAAUGUUUUAGAGUCUAUAAAAUCAGAGUUUAUGUAUUUUUGGCUGCUUGUUUAACGUCUUAAUGAUCAUAAAGGAAAUAAAUCUGGGUGAGGAUGGCAUUGGCCAAAAUAAUACUAAUACAGAUUUUGUCUGAGAGUGUAUGUGUGUGUGUAUGAGUGAGAGAGGGAAGGAGAGAGUGUGUGCACAAAUCCAUGUUCAUCAAGGUCAGGCCACAACAUGCUAAAGGUGGUUUUCUCCUAUGUCGUGAGUCCCAGGAAUAAAACUCCGGCCCUUAAGUCUUGGCAUGUGUCUUUACCUACUCGCAGUCUCACUAGCCCCAAAGGGAAGAAAAGGAGUCCUAAGUUGAGCCUGAAAGAGAAUUAUGAGUUGGAUGUCUGGCUACCUAGACUGGUCAUAGUUGUCUACCUUUUGAAUUCAUAUUUGCUCACCUGUAGAAGCAUUCACUAUGCAACAGUUACAUUUUAGAUGUCAAGAAUUUAUAUAAUAUUUCCUUUUCUAGAGGACUUUUUAUGUAAUUUACAAUGGAGACAUACCUUAUAAAGGAGUACAUAAAACUGAAAGUAGAUUGGAAAUAAAAUCUCAUCACUGGACCUAUCUUAUCUGUUACAAAUAAACAGAAAAAAGCA
Molecule: messenger RNA, 3273 nt
Organism: Mastomys coucha (southern multimammate mouse)
Lineage: Eukaryota; Metazoa; Chordata; Mammalia; Rodentia; Muridae
Gene: Sec23b
Product: SEC23 homolog B, COPII coat complex component
Exons: 20
Coding region: 104-2407 (767 amino acids)
Biological process (GO): endoplasmic reticulum to Golgi vesicle-mediated transport; intracellular protein transport; COPII-coated vesicle budding
Cellular component (GO): endoplasmic reticulum exit site; COPII vesicle coat
Molecular function (GO): GTPase activator activity; zinc ion binding
Source: RefSeq, a predicted model, not a curated record